UCGGGGCCGCCUCGGGAGGAAGGGGCCAUGGCGGCAGCCCGAGAGCCCGCGGGAAGCGCCGCCUCAGCUGCGGGCCAUCUUUAUCCUGUGGAUGUUAAAGACGAAAAGCCUGAAGUUCUAGAAGCAGCAGCUCGGGAAUAUUAUGAAAAACUUGUGGAACAACCUUCAUCAGCUGCUGAGUUCUUCUCGGUCCCAGGAAGAGAGAAAGUUAAAGUUGAGACUUCCUUACUGCGUUUCCUUCCUCUAUACAAACAAGACAAGAAAAGGAUGCUCCUGGUUUUAAAUGACCCACAGCGUAAGAACGCAGUUUUAGGCAUUUAUUUGCACAGUUCCUGGUGGCUUAUUGAAGAUAUAGUGAAGACAGCUGAUCUUUCCCGAGAAGGGCUGUUACAGGUCCAGACAUACGCUGAAAGAAUUGUCCUCUUUGUGCUUAACUACAUCAUUUUUGGAAUGCAAGAGAGGAGCUCGGCUUGGGAUGUCCUCUUCGUGCCUCAUUCUGAGAAGGAGAAUGCCAGAAUAUUUUGGAGGAAUGGAGAGGCAGCUGCCUUCUAUACGGUCAAAGCAAAAGGAAGCCUGUGCGAUGGAUACAGUGGCCAGUGCUACUUGCUCCCUGUACUGGACACGGUGUUUGUCCGAAAAAAGUUUAGAAGAUGCGGACUUGGGACAAAAAUGCUGCAUGAUUUUUGUCAGACGUUCGUAACUGAGGAUGCCUUGGGAAUCAGUCGCCCUAUUUCUGCUGACAUGUACCGAGUUUGUCAACGAUUCUUGGACACCCAUCUUGAAGAGCGGGCUCGGCUGUGGGAAGUGGAAGCGCCGGGGGACUGGAGCCAGCGCGUCAGUAUCUGGCUCAAGAUUCAGCUGGCACAAAAUCUUCCAAAAAAGGUUGACCAGAGCUCCCACGCAGAGAAGUUUCAAGAUGACAAACCUGGGCCAUCGGAGGACAGUCAGAUGAAGAAGAGAGCUGUCCAGGUUUCUGAUAUUCAGGUUUCGCCUGAUCAAGCAGAAGAAUUUAAAGACGACUCCGAAAAGCCGUUGGACUCACAGCUUUGCAUCGAGGAGUGCAUCAGUCAACAAGAAGGGGAAGUACAUCUCUGUGAGGAGCUGAAGAAAAGAAAGGGAGAACCAGCAGACGACCGAGUUCUUAAGCAGCUUAGAGUGGUGUCCCACGAUGAAGGGAGCUGUUUUUGAGCGGGUGCUCCCUGCAGACACAAGGGCGAUACUUGCCAGAUUCUUCUGAAGCACCUCCUGCUCUAGUGAGAUGGAGGAAAGCCGGGCUUUUUGCUUCGUGGAGGAGAUACUGAGUUGAAGACAGGCAGUGUGGUACAGUGGUUAGAGUGCCAGUCUAGUAUCUUGGAGAGUCAUAGAAGCUGGCUGGGCGGCAUUGAGCCAAUCACACACUUUAAGCCUAACUUACCUCACAAUGUUGUUGUGAGGAUAAAAUGGAGUGGGGCACUCUGGGUUCUCGGGGGGGGGGACUGGGGAAGAAGCAAAUAAUGAAAGAAGCAAAUGGGCAUCAGGGAAGCCCCUUGGCAGGUGCCACGGCAGCUGCAGGAACCAUGUGGGAGAUCACCAAUUUCAGUAUUGUUAUCAGCAGAGGAAAAGGUUGGGCUGUUCUUAGAGGGGAAAUUACAGAUGGAGAAAGGAGGAGGAAUUGAGGCAGAGAGGGGUUUGGUGUAAAUCUUGUCCCCAAUCUCCCGAAAGGAAUCGGUUUGCCUUCUUUUCUUAGCCUGGACCAUACCAAUAGAACAAGAUGGUUGGAUUCUGAGGGGGCAAAAUGGGCUGUACCAUUCCAGACAGCCUGUAGGAAGAGUUAUUUAUUAGUGUGUCUAAUGGGGGAAAUAAACCAACACCCUUAGCUGAUUAUAGAUUUCCCCACUUCACUACUAGUCUGAAAAAACAAUUCAAGGCAUUUAAACUUGGUGAUCAUAGAAGGGGGGAAAACGGUUUCUUUAGCAAGAAGCCUUGGUGCAGUCAAUUUUGUAACAAUGCAUACGGGAAAGCAUCAGCACCUGUAUUUUAUACCUUUCAGUCAACAUAUAAAAGUACGGUCCUAGAUCCAGAGGAGUUAGCUGUGUUAGUCUGUAGUUGCAAAAUAGUAGAGUCCAGUAGCACCUUUAAGACUAACCAUCUUUAUUGUAGCAUAAGCUUUCGAAAACCACAGCUCUCUUCAUCAGAUGCUACGGGCUUCUUUACUAUAUAGAAAAGUGUACAGUUCAUAGGAUUUCAUACAGUUCUGUAAACAAACAGCCAGUUCUUACUAACAGUGAAGUCGAAGUACAUGGUCUGAACAUGGUCUGAAAAAUAACUGGGAAAGGAUUUCCAAAGCUGAAGCUGAAUAUUUUUGGAUAUAAACAAUUUUUAACCUUCAGUGUAUAGUAGAAGCAUACCCACUGUACCCUUUUUUAUGGCCUCCAUGUUAUGAUAAAAAAAAGAUUGCAGGAAGUGCAAAAUCUAGGACAUAGAAGGAUUUUCUCACAAGCUACGAGCAGUCCUGAUCAAUGAGUUUUAACUGGAAAUAACAAGGCUACCUCAAAAUUCCCUAACAGUUCCCCCUAUGCAAAAAAAAUUUCUGCAAAUAAAACAUUAGGUUAGCGCAUCAGGGGAGAAGGGUUAUAGCCUGGCCCCUUACCUAAGGUGCGUUAAUUUCCUGUUGACAGGGAAUUACUAAUAUGGAGAGGGGGCUUUGAAAAAUGUAAUCCCUCAGUUGCAGGAUGGUUACAUUCUAUUCUCCCACCUCAUUCUGCUGCCUGCGCUGAUGCCUUAUUCCACUCGGAGCAAGUGAAAACAUUCUGCCAACAUAAGCUGUCCUCUGUAGGUCUCCAUAGAAGUAAGUCCUACAUUGUUCAAUGGGGACUGCUCCCAGGGAAAUAUUUUUAGGAUCGCGGCCUUAAUCUGUGAUUUUAAUUUCAAGUUUUUUUGCCACCAGUAGUGCUUGUUUUGGGUUUCAUUUUGUGCCUAUGUUUUUAUUUGUCUCAAGGAUUUUCUGUAUGAAAUACUUUAAAUUGCAGUUUUACUUUUAUGUAAAAGUGCCUCAAGUGACAGGUGCUAUCCAAGUUGGAUCUGCUAUACGAAUGCUGUCAAUAAAG
Eublepharis macularius is the source of this 3086-nucleotide messenger RNA. RefSeq names its product protein FAM169B-like. The record is from RefSeq and is a predicted model, not a curated record. The transcript has 9 exons. NCBI's taxonomy places the organism in Eukaryota, Metazoa, Chordata, Lepidosauria, Squamata, Eublepharidae. Bases 28 to 1188 code for a protein of 386 amino acids.